AUGGAGCACAAGGUCAAGAAAAGGGAUCGCGACUCCGCUAGUGGACAUAAUAGGGACGAAGCACCUGCAAAGCGACGCCGGCAACUCAACGGAGAUCAUCAUCAAAAGCUAUCAAAGCUAUACGAAGACUUAGCUGCCGAGUCAGAUGACGUCCGUUUUGAGGCUGCCAAACAGAUCAUUCUCAAAUUCUCACCGGAAUCGAAGCCUCAUGCAAAAGACGUCGAGACGGUGUUGAGUCGUCUCAUCAAGGGACUCUGUAGUCAACGCAAAGCGGCAAGAGUUGGAUUCUCUCUUACCCUGACCGAGCUACUACGAGAGCUCUUCAAGUCGGGGAAAAAUGCAAUCGAAGGCCUAGAUCUAGACGUGAUUUCCCUCAUCAAGCUUGUCGAAGAAAAGACAAAAGUCGAGGGAAAUGUACCAGGACGAGAGCGACGUGACCAUCUCAUUGGCCGACUAUUUGGCUACAAGGCUGUACUGCAAUCGAAAAUUGUCAUUCAGCCCAAUCUUUUACUGGAAUGUUGGACUCAGCUAUUGGACCAUGUCUGUGGAAUGGCACGCGACAUUCCCUGGCUACGAGAAGAAUGUGGUAUGGUCCUGGUUGAGGCGUUGAGGAGUCUGGAUGCUCAAGCUCAGUACCAAAUAUGCGCCCAAGAAGUCCUCUCACGUCUUAGCGCAUUCAAGCUCAUGUCCACGCCCGAAGGAGUCGCCAUAUGGCUUACUGUCCAGGGUAGCUACGAAGAUGCCUUACCCCAGGGCAUUUGGCAUGAGAAAGACCCUUUAUCCAAGAAGGAGCGUUCCCGCUUAGCGAAGAUUCUCAAGGAGAAUUUUAAAAAUGAGACUGAGAAGGGUGUGGGGGAGACCACCAAAUCUGCAUCAGCUAGUCCCAACCCAUCUUUCACGUGGGAUCUAGUGCUGGCCGAAAUGUUGAGAAGAGACGAAGUGAGCCGAAGAGAUGCGCACGAGAAGUCGGAGUUCUCGCAGUUUUGGAUAGACGUAGUGGAUACCAAUCUCUUCGCCUCCACCGCUUCUCACGAACGAAAAGCGUGGGGAUUCAAGUUGUUGAGCACUAUGAUUACGCACAUUCCAGAAUGGGCCAUAUCAGCACUCUUUAGUCCGAACUUGAUGCGCACACUCAUCAACCAGACCAAGAAAGAUGACCGAUUUCUUCAUUCAGCCGCGGUGGCGGCGUUAGGUGCUGUCCAAAGCAGAGUGCAGCACGAUCAGAGUUCAGCUCUUCCAGUGUUUGUUGCACUGACUUCGAAAUACGGUAGCAUUGAUUUCGACAGGGUAACCAAAACAAAAACACUUGAGCAAAUUCUCCUGUCUGCAGACGAUGAGAGCUUACGCAAAUCGGUGCGACAUCUUAAUUCCCUGGUCCUCCGGCCGGAGACUGAGGACCAAGGUAUAGCAGACAGUCGUCGCCAGGUCAUUGCCGAUUUGCUAUUGAACACAGUCAGACAUUAUAAACGAUACGACGAUCUUGACGUGGAUGUCGCUGAGAAGGACAGUUGGCUUCGAAGAAUCUUGGAGCUUUUUAUUGAGUUUGCCUACUUCAUCCCGAGUAAGAGUGUAAAGACGAGUAAAGUGCCUCUGCCCCCGAUCGGCGAACGAAGCAAGGUAAUGUUUCAAGAGCGCUUAUCUUCAUGCUUGACCAAACUCCUCGAUGUCAAGGUUGGGUCUAGAUCCACCUUUGCGAGGAUGGUAGUAGACUUGAUCAAGUCCAAGGCCGCUUCGUCCAAACAUGUAGACCUAGCUUUCAAAGCCGACGCUCCCAUCUUAAAGACAGUUGAAAAGGCACAUCAAACAUUGGAUGCUAUAUUCGCCAAGGGAACAAUUGCUGGGAGCAAAAUGGCUGCAGAAGGAUUUGUUCUGCUUUACGCACUCACUCUUCUUCAAGUUUACAACGGGGAAGGGGACGCUGUCAUGAUGCUCGAUGAUCUCGAUGCAUCACGCAAAGCCAUGUCGAAGAAAAAGGCAGACCCUUCAAGCGAGGAUCAAGACGCAUUUGUGGAGAUAGUACUGUCCUUCCUCGGCAACCCACGAACUUUGUACCGCCGAAUAGGAGGGGAAGCUUUCGCCAUCUUUUCCUCUGAAGUCAGCGCCGACGGUAUCCAGUCUCUUACUGAUAUCCUGGAUACGGAGGAAAACCUAGAGGGACAGAAAGAGUUGUUCAACCAAGGAGACGAGGAUGCUGAGGAAAACCACUCUAGUGACGAGUCGGAUGAUGGCUCAGACGUUGAGAUGAUCGACGGCUCUGGAGAGUCUGAUGAUGAAUCGAGCGACGACGAAGAAGACGAUGACGACGAUAGCGAGGAUGACGCCGAACUAACACAAUUCAACCGUAUGCUAGCCAUAACACUGCAGACGGAGCAACCCAACCUGAAUGGGGACGCUUCCGAAGAAUCCGCAGAGGAGUCAUCCAUGGACGACGAGCAGAUGAUGGCGCUCGACCCACACCUCAGUAAGAUUUUCCAACAGCGUAGUCAGGUUACUAGCAAACAGAAGGAACGUAAGGACGCAAAGCAGAACGUCGUGCAGUUCAAAUUACGGGUACUUGAUCUUCUUGCGAUCUACUUGGAGAAGCAGUACUCCAAUGUACUCACACUUGACGUUCUUCUUCCUGUACUGCGGCAGACCCGAGCCAGUGCCAGCAGUCAGACAGCCGACAAGGCAGCCAAGAUGUUGAGGACGUUCUUUGACUCCCGCACGAAGCAUAAAGCUCCUCUGCCCAGGCCCGAAGAAGUCGAGCCUGUGUGGGAGCUUCUGAAAGCGAUUCAUGAAGAGGCCAAGCUAGGUGGCGGAGCCAAACGACAUGCAGAUGCGUGCAGCAAUGCCAGUCUUUUUGUAGGCAAGGUUCUCGUCGGACUAGACAGGAGUCAUUAUGCUGGGGUGGUGGACGUGUACGCGGAAACACAGAAGAAGUGGUUCUUGGACAAGAAAUCGCGACUGCAGCCAGUGUUGUUCACACAGUUCCAGAACUGGUCUCGUGCCAUAGAGGGACGACCAAAUAAGCCCAAGUCUCAAGACUGGUGCGAGGGCGAGACUCCCCCACCACGUCCAAGGUUGUUGUUGCCUCCCUGCACAAAGCUGCCCCGCCAAAUCGGAUCAGCCUUAGGCAGCUCCGUCAUCCCGCCGCUCAGGAACCGACAGCUUGUAGCAAACUGCAGCCGCCACAACUGUCGACUAACGUGUGAAAAUCUACCAGUCUUCAGCACUGUGAUUCCAGCCUCAACUGGCGCCAUCUGCAAUCUGAUCAUGGCUUGCAAGCACGUAAAUGCAACUGGUAACAACCCCCACAAAGCCCAUUUCCAGCAGCACUGUUGUACUGAACAUAGCUCAGAGCUACGCCCUCCGGGACCGACGCAGUCAGUGUACCGAGAGGACUGUACCCAGUGCUUCGACUCGAUUAAAGCGAAGGACGAGCCUUCCGGCCUCGAUGUUUGCCUAUACUGCUUCAACGGAGGCUGCACGGGCGACCGCAACCACUCAGUCCUCCAUGUCUCCGCGACGAGCCACCCACUUGUUCUCAACAUUAAGCGCACGCGCAAGAAGAUCAGCCGCGACGAACCUCCACAGAAAGUCACGAAGCUAGCCAUUGCAGCCGAGACCGAAUCCGAUCGCUAUGACACUACAACACAGAUCAAGUGUUACGAGUGCGGUAUUGACGAUGUUGACAGGAACGCUGGGAAACUGGCGGGCAUUGUUGACGCUGUCCUCAAGGCGAACACCUUUGCGACGCAGCAGGAGGUCAAGGCCUGGGAGCAGGAGCUGACAGCGUGUGAACACACUCUCUGUCUGGAACAAGACGCUGCAAAGCCGAUCGAGUCACAGAGGCUGGGCCACUGUUCGCAGUGUGAGCUCAAUGAGAAUCUAUGGUUAUGCUUGACUUGUGGGAACCUGGGCUGUGGUCGUCAACAGUUCGGAGGCGUCGGUGGCAACUCACAUGGGGUCGGUCACACCAAGUCGAGUGGCCAUCCCGUGGCAGUCAAGCUCGGAUCUCUCACAGCAGAUGGUACGGCAGAUAUAUAUUGCUACGCCUGCGACGAAGAGCGCAUUGAUCCAGAGCUGCCGAACCACCUCUCCCAUUGGGGAAUCAACAUCAAGGAUCGUGUCAAGACCGAGAAGAGUCUUACUGAGAUGCAGGUGGAACAGAACUUGCGAUGGGACUUUGCCAUGGUCACUGAGGACGGUAAGGAACUUCAACCGCUCUUUGGGCCCGGCUUGACCGGCCUGAAGAACCUAGGCAACAGCUGUUACCUCAAUAGCACGUUGCAAGCGCUCUUCGCAAUGCCGGAGUUCAAGGACCGUUACUAUCUGCCGGAUCAAGAGCCACCAAAUGCACCACUACCUGCCGAAGACCUGGAAACCCAACUACGCAAGCUGGCCGACGGACUGAUAUCUGGCCGAUAUUCAAAACCAGAUAGCGAUGUCUCCGUCUCCGAGCAUAGCCCUGAAGUGCCCCAUCAGCGUGGUCUUGCACCUGCAAUGUUGAAACAUCUAAUAGGACGCGGGCAUUCAGAGUUCUCCACCAUGCGCCAACAGGAUGCCUUCGAGCUCCUAUUGCACUUGCUGAAGUUGAUCUCGCGGUCUCAACAUGUUGCGCCUCACAAGGAUCCUGUGGACGCAUUUCGAUUUGUAAUGGAACAGCGGCUGCAGUGUCUCGGUUGCAAGCGAGUACGAUACAGGACAGACGAGCAAGAAAACAUUUCCAUUCCUGUACCCAUUCGAAGGAUACCAAAUGAGGCGCGCAUGGACGUGACUGAUAGUAGUGGCAAGGAGGCUACGCAAGAUAAAGAGGAAUUCGAGCCAGUCACGUUAAAAGAGUGUCUCGACAUCUUUACCGGAGAGGAGCUGGUGGAAUUGACCUGCGGCGCUUGUGGAAGUAAAGAAGGCUUCAUGAAGAGGAGCAUGUUCAAGACAUUCCCCGCAGUACUUGCUGUCAACGCCCGUCGGUUUGAGCUGGUAAAUUGGGUGCCUACCAAGCAGGACGUUCCGGUCAUCGUGGGCGACGAGCCUUUCUCAUUCGAUGCAUACAAAUCCAACGGUCUUGUGGACGGCGAAGAGCUCCUACCAGAGGACUCAGAUACAGGGGCAGGAUCAUCAUCAAGCAAGUGGGUGCCGAAUGAAGCUGCCCUGUCCAUGCUUGAGGCUAUGGGAUUCCCAAGAGUACGAUGCGAGAAAGCUCUCCACGCAACGGGCAACGAAGAUGCAGAGGCAGCGUCGAACUGGCUAUUUGCACACAUGGAAGAUGCUGAUAUAGAUGACCCUGUUGACUUCAAUCCUGGAUCUGGAGGUAGUGCACCGUCCGUGAUGGAUCCGGAUAAGAUUGAAAGCUUGGGUGCAAUGGGCUUCAAUGCGCCUCAAGCACGCCAGGCACUCAAAGAGACAGGCGGUGACAUGGAGAGAGCCGUAGAUUGGUUGUUCAGUCACCCCGAUGCUCCGGGUGACUUUGAAGAGGGCGGCGGCUCUGAGGCGCCGGUUGAGGCUACAGAAAAGGCCAUGCCUGGUAGUGACAAAAUGCCAGCGCAUUUCCAGCUGCAGUCAAUUGUUUGUCACAAGGGAAGCUCGAUCCACGCAGGUCAUUACGUUGCUUUUGUGCGUAAACAGCUACCAAAUGAGCAGAUGGCAUCUUGGGUUCUCUUCAAUGACGAAAAGGUUGCCAAGGCUGUUGACGUUGAGGAAAUGAAGAAGUUCGCCGGGAGCGGAGUUGCCUCGGGUCAUCACUGGCACGAUUAUGAACAGCAUUAUAGGACGGCGAAGAGGGGUAUAGAAAUCACAACAAGACAGUCACGAAUCACACUCAUGGUAUUCAAGUAG
Molecule: messenger RNA, 5817 nt
Organism: Plenodomus lingam JN3
Lineage: Eukaryota; Fungi; Ascomycota; Dothideomycetes; Pleosporales; Leptosphaeriaceae
Source: RefSeq, a predicted model, not a curated record